AUGCUGGAUGGAACACUUCACCAUACAGAAGUCAUUGUGACUGAUGGUGUGACAGUUGGACAGCCUUGCUGUGCCAUUGCACAGUGCAAAAAUGCUCUUGAGAGCAAUUGUCAUCGUUUCUGCUCAGCAGACCAUCACCACCUUGAGACAGUCUGUGCUGUGGAGGGCUGUAGUGAGCCAGUGAUGCUGGUUGGUGCUGAUGGGAAGAUGCACAAAUCUUGCCAGGAUCUGGUGCAUCUUUGA
Suillus subaureus is the source of this 243-nucleotide messenger RNA. RefSeq lists its product as uncharacterized. Bases 1 to 243 code for a protein of 80 amino acids. Lineage: Eukaryota; Fungi; Basidiomycota; Agaricomycetes; Boletales; Suillaceae. The transcript has a single exon. The record is from RefSeq and is a predicted model, not a curated record.